Molecule: messenger RNA, 1374 nt
Organism: Manis javanica (Malayan pangolin)
Lineage: Eukaryota; Metazoa; Chordata; Mammalia; Pholidota; Manidae
Gene: TRIM15
Product: tripartite motif containing 15
Molecular function (GO): zinc ion binding; protein binding
Source: RefSeq, a predicted model, not a curated record
AUGCUCUCAACCUCUUCCCAUGAGGGGGCCACCUGUCCUGCCUUCAAGGGACCCCUGAAGGACGCAAUGACAGCCACCUGUGGACACACCUUCUGCCAGCUGUGCCUCCUCCCGCCCUCCCAGAUGGGGGCCCAGCCCUCUGCCAGAGUCCUGCUCUGUCCACUGUGCAAGGAGAAGGAGCAGAAGGAGACCCUCAUGGUCCCUGUGCCCCUGGGUCCUCUGGGGGAGACUUACUGUGAGGAACAUGGUGAGAAGAUUUACUUCUUCUGCGAGAAUGAUGCUGAGCUCCUCUGUGUGUUCUGCAGGGAGGGUCCGACCCACCAGGCACACACUGUGGGAUUCCUCAACGAGGCCAUUCAACCCUACCGGGACCAUCUCAGGAGUUGGAUGGGGGCUCUGAGCAUGGAGAGAAAUGAGAUUGAAGACAUAAAGAGUCAGGAAGACCAGAAGCUCCAAAUGCUUCUGACUCAGAUUGAAAGCAAGAAGCAGCAGAUGGAAGCAGCUUAUGAGAAGUUGCAGCAGGAGCUAGAAGAACAGCAGUGUCUCCUGCUGGUGAGGCUGAGGGAGCUGGAGCAGCAGAUCUGGAAGGAGAGAGAUGAAUAUAUCUCGAAGGUUUUGGAGGAGGUCGCCCGACUUGGAACCCAGGUCAAGGAGCUGGAGGAGAAGUGUCAGCAGCCUGGAAGUGAGCUUCUACAUAAUCUAACUGGCUACCAACUUGUCUGAAGGUGUGAGAUGAAGACAUUUGUGAGUCCAGAAGCCAUUUCUCCUGACCUUGUCAAGAAGAUCCACGAUAUCCACAGGAAAACUCUCCCCCUCCCAGAGAUGCUGAGGACAUUCUCAGACAACUUGGCGCAUCAUCUGGAACCAGAUUCAGGGGUGUUCGUUCUGGACCCUCAGACCGCCAGCCGGAGCCACGUCCUCUCCGAGGACAGGAAGUCCGUGACGUACACUCGGCAGAAGCAGGACCUGCCCGACAGCCCGCUGCGCUUCGAGGGCCUCCCGGUGGCGCUCUCCUCGGGGCGCCACUGCUGGCAGGUGGAGGUGCAGUUGGGCGCCGGCGGCGGCUGCACGGUGGGGGUGGCGAAGGAGGAGGUGAGGAGGAAGGGGGAGCAGGGCCUGAGCGCGGACGAGGGCCACUGGGCCGUGAUCAUCUCGCACCAGCAGUGCUGGGCCAGCACGGCCCCCGGCACCGACGUGCGGCUGAGCGACAUCCCGCGCCGUGUGGGCAUUGCCCUGGACUACGAGGCGGGCCGGGUGACCCUACGCAACGUCGAGACCCAGGCGCCCAUCUUCACCUUCACCGCCUCUUUUUCCGGCAAAGUCUCUUUCUUCGCUGUCUGGAAAAUAGAUUCCCGCCUUACUUUGCUAGGCUGA